Messenger RNA from Sphenostylis stenocarpa, 369 nucleotides. The record is from the annotation of a GenBank genome assembly. Lineage: Eukaryota; Viridiplantae; Streptophyta; Magnoliopsida; Fabales; Fabaceae.
AUGCCAUUUUCGCCCAACUACUACUCUCACUCACCAUCACAACCACCUAAACUGCCUAGCUACUUACCAUCGUGCCACCAUCGUCGUAUCAUAUUGCCUUCAAUACCUUCAUCGUUCAGCUUCCCCCGCCAACCCCGUCGUGAGUUCACCGCGCUUCACUGCCUCCACAAUGAGCUUACCACCCACUCUUUUUCUCUCAUUGGCGAGACACCCUUGCACCAUACGUUAAGCCACCCCCAAGACCACCACGAACUCGAAAUCACACUCUAUUUCAUCGGUCGCCACAUGCCUAACUUCGAUUUCCCUUCCACUCGUCUCACCCACCAUCUCCAAAUAUCCUCGCUGUGCGACCAAACCCUCCUCCUCUAA